AUGGACCUUGCCUCUGAAAUUCGUCUUCUUUGUGACGAGAUCAAUAAAAUUGGAAAAGAAGAAAGCGAAAUAAUAUUAAGUAACACUGGUAAUAAAUUACCAAGGAGUGAUUCCGACAAAGAAAUUGAUAAGUAUGUUAAGUUCAUCCAACCUAUUUCCUUGUUGGAUGUGUUUGAUGAACUAGAAAAGUUGGAUUUAGUGCAUUUAAAAGAAGUUGUCAAUAUAGUGAUGGCCCUUGCACCAACAACUGUAUCUGUAGAACGUUAUUUCGAUUUGAUCAAACAAUUAAUGAAAUUGAAUAUGCCAAUUGGAAAUGUUUUCCAAGGUUUGAAAUUUUCUUCAAAAACACAGCAACUCUAUUAUGAAAUAAUUUGA
Entamoeba invadens IP1 is the source of this 375-nucleotide messenger RNA. RefSeq lists its product as hypothetical. NCBI's taxonomy places the organism in Eukaryota, Evosea, Mastigamoebida, Endamoebidae. The coding region runs from base 1 to 375 and encodes 124 amino acids. The transcript has a single exon. The record is from RefSeq and is a predicted model, not a curated record.